Trichoderma breve is the source of this 636-nucleotide messenger RNA. Its product is annotated as ribosomal protein l24e domain-containing protein. Gene Ontology annotation, biological process: ribosomal large subunit biogenesis. The record is from RefSeq and is a predicted model, not a curated record. Gene Ontology annotation, cellular component: nucleolus. Bases 1 to 636 code for a protein of 211 amino acids. The transcript is spliced from 3 exons. Lineage: Eukaryota; Fungi; Ascomycota; Sordariomycetes; Hypocreales; Hypocreaceae.
AUGCGGAUUGAGGACUGCAGCUUUUGUGGCCGUCCGGCCUACCCUUCCAAGGGUAUUACCUUUGUCAGAAACGAUGGCAAAUCAUUCAGAUUCUGCAGAUCAAAAUGCAACCGCAACUACAAGAUGAAGCGCAACCCCCGCAAGCUCAAGUGGACAAAGGCCUACCGCCGCAACGCCGGCAAGGAGAUGACGGUCGACAGCACCCUGCAGUUCGCCCAGCGCCGCAACGAGCCCGUCCGCUACGACCGCGACCUGGCCACCAAGACCAUGGCCGCCAUCAAGCGCGUCAGCGAGAUCCGCGCCCGCCGCGAGCGCGUCUUCUACAAGAAGCGCAUGGCCGGCAAGCGCGAGAAGGAGCUGGCCAUUGCCCGCAAGCUGGUCGCCGAGAACGAGCACUUGCUGCCCCGCCUCCGCGGAAGCGAGAAGAAGAGGCUGGCCGAGCUGGCGGCCCAGGGUGCCGAUGUUGCUGCCGAGGAGGAGCUGCUGUCUACACGCAAGAACAAGAUCAAGGCGUUUGGUGGCGAGCAGAGGAGGAUCAAGGUCCGGGUGGACGGAGGCGUGGAGGAAGAGGUGGAGACUUUCCGGGACGAGGAAGAGGACGACGACGACGACGACGAUGUCGACAUGGAGGACUGA